Mollisia scopiformis is the source of this 978-nucleotide messenger RNA. RefSeq lists its product as uncharacterized. The record is from RefSeq and is a predicted model, not a curated record. The coding region runs from base 1 to 978 and encodes 325 amino acids. The transcript has a single exon. Lineage: Eukaryota; Fungi; Ascomycota; Leotiomycetes; Helotiales; Mollisiaceae.
AUGAUUGGAACGAAGCCAGCCAAGCGUGGUCGCGGCCGACCUCGAAAGCACCCAGAAGCUGGCAGAGAUCCAUCUAUCAACACGCCGGCUGAACUUGCAGCAGCCUGCCCGCCCAAGAUCAAACCUCGACGAACGAAAGCUAAGGCCAAGCGUUUCACCAGACCAGCAAGAAACUCGACUGUACGGAACGCCCGGAGAAUCCCUGGUGAGGAGAACGAGAGACAAUACAGCGAUGGUAUUGACGAGCUCGACGAAUUUGCGUUCAUGGAUGCAUUGUUGAAUGCUGAAGACCAGGCUUAUAUGAGAGGCGUGCUUGAUGCAUUAGCAACGCAGCCCGAGCACGAUCAUGAAUGUAUCGACAAUCAAAAGACAAAAGUCGAGGUGAAGGCAGAAUAUCAAGCAGCUGAAGUCAUCAAACUCGAAAACACGCCACCAGAGGUUGGAGAAUGGCGUUUGCUUAAUGUCAAAAUUGAGCAAGGAGAGAUCAAGUUGCCAAUUUCCGUUCUGCCAGACGAAGUGAACGGCCACGAUGUUCCAUCGAAGGUGCUUGAUGCACUUGGAGAAUGCGAUAUGUCGGCAAGGUCAGGAGGUACUCAGGAAGUGGAGCGGCCGGCAGAUGAGAUGAUUUGGAAGCUAGAUGCUAUUCAUGACUGUAAUGUCAAUUUGGGCGCUACUCGUGUCUAUGACACAGACAAGGAGAUGGAUGGACUGAAUUUGCUGGCUGGAAGCACUGCUGAAGCAGAGCCGCAGACAAACGAUCUGGUGCUACAAGACUUGGACGCCGUCCGUGACGACAAUGUCGUUUUGAACGCUACUCAUUUCUAUGAUGCAGAUGAGGAGGAUCUAAUCGGCAACCUCGUACAGUAUCAAGUCUGGCAUGAAGCUCUCCAAGGCGAGCUACCCGCACAAGCUUCUGAAGUCACUACACUCGGUCGAAUUCGCGGCUUCAUGAUCAAUCUCAUUUGGGGAAGGCAAUAA